Messenger RNA from Plenodomus lingam JN3, 939 nucleotides. RefSeq lists its product as uncharacterized. Gene Ontology annotation, molecular function: 17-beta-hydroxysteroid dehydrogenase (NAD+) activity; (3S)-3-hydroxyacyl-CoA dehydrogenase (NAD+) activity; enoyl-CoA hydratase activity. The record is from RefSeq and is a predicted model, not a curated record. Gene Ontology annotation, cellular component: peroxisome. Gene Ontology annotation, biological process: fatty acid beta-oxidation. Lineage: Eukaryota; Fungi; Ascomycota; Dothideomycetes; Pleosporales; Leptosphaeriaceae.
AUGGGUAAAGAACUCGGUCCCGGUGUCGGCUUCGAGUUUCCCUCGUUCGAGGUCAAGUGGCUGAAGCGCGAUCUUCUUCUCUUCGCGAACAGCAUUGGAGCUACGUAUCCCGAUGAGCUGCACUUCCUCUACGAACUCCACCCUCAUUUCGCUGCCUUCCCAACCUACGCAAUCGUCCUUCCCUUCAAACACGCCGACCAAGAUGUCAUUGACUUUUAUGCGCGCAGCAACGCCGAGCCCAUUGAGGGAGUCCCCAAGUUCGACACCAGGGGCGUUCUUGAUGGAGAGCGCAAGAUCGAGUUCCUAAAGCCCUUGCCGGUCACGAGUGAGGGACGCAAAUUUGAGAUUAGGAGUAAAGUGCUCGGUGUGUACGACAAGGGCAAGGCGACGGUCGUGGAAACAGAGCAGCGCCUUGUCGAUGCCGAGACGGGCGAGACGUAUACCCGGGCUGUUGGUAGCGGAUUCUACGUUGGCCAGGGUGGAUGGGGAGGUCCCAAGGGCCCCAAGGUCCCCAACUUCCCCCCUCCCGAUCGCGCACCCGACUCAACCCGCGUCUUCCAAACCACGCCAGAAACCGCCCACCUCUACCGCCUCAAUGGCGACUACAAUCCCCUACACGCCGACCCCGAGCCCGGCAAGAAGAUGGGCUUCGGUGGGCCCAUCAUCCACGGCCUCUUCUCCUGGAACCUGGCCGCAAACUCGGUCCUCAAGGCCUUUGGCAGCAGCAAGCCCGAGAACCUCAAGGCCUUUCAAGCGCGCUUCGCCGCGCCCGUCAAGCCCGGCGACCGGCUGAUUGUAGACAUGUGGAGGACGGGCGAUGUGGACAAGGAGGGCUUCGAGGAGAUUCGAUUCACCGUUCGCGUGCACGGUGGCAAGACGGUGCUCACGAAUGGGCGGGCGCUGGUUCGGCCUGAGGGCCAGGUUCGAGCCAAGUUGUAG